AGUACAUGAUCCUCGCCACAAUUAUCGCCAACUGCAUCGUCCUGGCCCUGGAGCAGCACCUGCCCGCCAGCGACAAGACGCCCAUGUCCGAGCGCCUGGACGACACGGAGCCCUACUUCAUUGGAAUAUUCUGUUUCGAGGCGGCCAUUAAGAUCAUCGCCCUGGGCUUCGCGUUCCACAAAGGCUCGUAUCUCCGCAACGGCUGGAAUGCAAUGGACUUCGUGGUCGUCCUCACGGGCAUCCUGGCCACGGUGGGUUCAGACUUUGACCUGCGAACACUGCGGGCGGUGAGAGUGCUGCGGCCCCUGAAACUCGUGUCGGGAAUCCCCAGUCUCCAGGUGGUGCUGAAGUCCAUCAUGAAAGCCAUGGUGCCUCUGCUGCAGAUCGGCCUGCUGCUCUUCUUCGCCAUCCUCAUGUUCGCCAUCAUCGGCCUCGACUUCUACAUGGGCAAGUUCCACCGCACCUGCUUCAGGAUAGAGACGGGUGAGAGAGCAGCAGACUGGCCUUGUGGUCUGGAGCCUCCGGCCAGGACCUGUCCCAAUGGGACCCAGUGCAGGGAGUACUGGACCGGACCCAACUUUGGCAUCACCAACUUUGACAACAUCCUGUUUGCGGUGCUCACGGUGUUCCAGUGCAUCACGAUGGAGGGAUGGGUGGACAUCCUCUACAACACCAACGAUGUAGCAGGAAACGCCUGGAACUGGCUCUACUUCAUCCCCCUCAUCAUCAUCGGAUCCUUCUUCAUGCUCAACCUGGUGCUCGGUGUCCUCUCUGGAGAGUUUGCCAAAGAGAGAGAGCGCGUGGAGAAGAGGCAGGAGUUCCUGAAGCUCCGGAGGCAGCAGCAGAUCGAGAGAGAGCUCACCGGGUACUUGGAGUGGAUCUGCAAAGCAGAGGAGGUGUUGCUGGAGGAGGAGGAUGAGAUCGCAGAGGAGAAGUCCCCUCUGGAUGGAGCGUGGUACAAGAGGAAACAGAACCUUCCAGUCCUGAAACGAGGCAAAGUCAAGAGAGGUAUCAACGACCUGAUCGGCGAUGAGGAGGGUGAGGAUCCUUUUGCAGACAUCUCCUCCGGUCCCCCUCCCGGCUCUCCGUUUGGUCGGGCCAGCAUGAAGAGCGGCGGCAAGAUGGACAGCUCGUCGUACUUCCGGCGCAAGGAGAAGAGGAUGCGCUUCUUCAUCCGCCGCAUGGUGAAGGCUCCGAGCUUCUACUGUAUCGUCCUGUGCCUGGUGGGCCUCAACACGCUGUGCGUGGCCAUCGUCCACUACGACCAGCCCGAGUGGCUCACGACGGCCCUCUACACGGCCGAGUUUGUGUUCCUGGGAUUGUUCCUGACCGAGAUGUCCCUGAAGAUGUACGGCCUCGGAGCCAGGAAUUAUUUCCACUCCUCCUUCAACUGCUUUGAUUUCGGGGUGAUUGUGGGGAGUAUUUUGGAGGUGAUCUGGGACAUGAUCAAACCCGGGGCCUCGUUUGGCAUCAGUGUGCUGAGGGCCCUGCGACUGCUCCGGAUAUUCAAAGUCACCAAAUACUGGAACUCGUUGAGGAACCUCGUGGUGUCCCUCCUCAAUUCCAUGAAGUCCAUCAUCAGCUUGCUCUUCCUCCUCUUCCUCUUCAUCGUGGUCUUCGCUCUGCUGGGCAUGCAGCUCUUCGGAGGACAGUUUAACUUUGAAGAAGAGACGCCGACAACCAACUUUGACACCUUCCCAGCAGCCAUCCUCACUGUGUUCCAGAUCCUGACCGGCGAGGACUGGAACGCCGUGAUGUACCACGCGAUCGAGUCCCAAGGGGGCGUCCGCCGAGGGAUGUUCUCCUCCAUCUACUUCAUCAUCCUCACGCUCUUCGGGAACUACACCCUCCUGAACGUCUUCCUGGCCAUCGCCGUCGACAACCUGGCUAAUGCACAGGAGCUCACCAAGGAUGAAGAGGAGCAGGAGAAGGCGGCCAAUAAGAAGCUGGCCCUGCAGAAAGCGUUGGAGGUGAAGGAAGUCAGCCCGAUAUCGGCGGCCAGCAUCUCCAUCGCUGCUCUUGUAAAGCAGCGAGAGGUUCUCUCUCUCUCUCGCAGGGCGUCCAUCAACAGCAUUCAGUCACCUAAGGAGCAGCAGCGCUCGGCAAAGGCCAUGUCAGUGUGGGAGCAGAGGACCAAUCAGCUGCGGCGGCACAACGUGCGGACCAGCAGCGAGGCUCUGUUCAACGAGCUGGACCCGGAGGAGCGCCUCCAGACGGCCUCCACCCUCCACCUGCACCCGGACGCCAAGACCCACCUGGACCGGCCUCUGGUGGUGGAGGAGGAGGCGGCGGGCAAGAACGGGGACAGGUCGCCCGGCGGGAAGUCGCCCGGCGGGAGGUCGCCCGGUGGGAAGUCGCCCGGCGGGAGGUCGCCCGGCGGGAGGUCGCCCGGCGGGAAGUCGCCCGGCGGGAAGUCGCCCGGUGGCAGGUCGCCCGCCGGCAGGUCGCCCGACGCGGCGUGGGAGGAGUCGGGGGAUCCCGGGGUGGGAGACAACCUCCACCACGCGCACGCCCGGAAGCACCACCGCCACCGCGACCGGAACGGGGAGAGCAGGGAGGGGGCCGGCGAGGUCCGGGGGGGAGGGAGGCACCACACCCACCACAGCCGGAGCAGAGGAGGUCACAACGCCGACGGCGCCCCGGCGAGAGAGAGGAGGGGAGGAGGAGGAGGAGGAGGGGGGGAGGGGCACCGGCAACACCACCAGGCCGGCUCCCCCGAGCGGGAGGAGGAGGAGAGGGAGGAGGCCGAUGACUGUCGAGAAGAGAGGGGCCACCGCCACCAUCACGCCCAUCGGCCGCCGAAGGAAGGCAACGGGCUGAUGGCGAACGGAGAGCGGCGGGGCCGGGGUGGUGGAGGGGGAGGAGGAGGAGGAGGAGGAGGAGGGGGGGACAGUAACGGAGAGAGGAAGGGGCGCUGCUCCCGUCUGGUCAGAGCUCAGUCGACUCUGGACGCAGGCGACUGUAAGAGGAACAGGAGCGGAGCGCCGGGCGCCAGGGAGAGGCAGCCGGAUUCUGAGGAGGACGGCCUCGCCUCCAGCCCUCUGCAGCCGAUGCGGAGCCCCUCGAGUCCGGGAGAGAAGCAAGAGGACGCCGACAACCAGAAGAACUCCACCAGGGCCAGCCAGGCCGGCCUCAACAGCAGCAGCGCCAUCCUCAUCCCCGUCACCAUCACCGCCCCCCCCGGAGACACCACCAUCAUACCCAUGAACAAUAUCGACUGCGACAACUUCCGACUCGACGAGGAGAAGAAAGACCUGGAGGAGGACGAGGAGGCGGCUGACGGGCCUCGGCAGAUCCUUCCCUUCAGCUCCAUGUUCGUCUUCGGGCAGACGAACCCCGUGCGGCGGCUGUGUCACUACGUGGUCAAUCUGCGCUACUUUGAGAUGUGCAUCCUGAUGGUCAUCACCAUGAGCAGCAUCUCCCUGGCCGCCGAGGACCCCGUGCAGGCCAACGCGCCGCGCAACAACGUUCUCAAGUAUCUGGACUACGUCUUCACGGGCGUCUUCACCUUCGAGAUGGUGUUCAAGAUGAUCGACUUGGGACUGCUGCUCCACCCCGGAGCUUAUUUCCGUGACCUGUGGAACAUUCUGGACUUCAUCGUGGUCAGCGGGGCCCUGGUGGCCUUCGCCUGCUCAGGGACGAAGGGCAAGGACAUCAACACCAUCAAGUCCCUGAGGGUCCUCCGAGUCCUGCGGCCACUCAAGACCAUUAAGCGUCUUCCCAAGCUGAAGGCGGUGUUCGACUGCGUGGUGAACUCCCUGAAGAACGUGCUCAACAUCCUCAUCGUCUACAUGCUCUUCAUGUUCAUCUUCGCCGUCAUCGCCGUGCAGCUCUUCAAAGGGAAGUUCUUCUACUGCACCGACGAGUCCAAAGGCCUGGAGAAGGACUGCAGGGGUCAGUUUCUGGAUUACGACCGGGACGACGUGGCGGCUCAGCCCAGAGAGUGGAAGAAGUAUGAGUUCCACUACGACAACGUUCUGUGGGCCUUCCUGACGCUCUUCACCGUGUCCACGGGGGAAGGAUGGCCGCUGGUCCUGAAGCACUCGGUGGACGCUACGUACGAGGACCAGGGCCCCAGCCCCGGCUUCCGCAUGGAGAUGUCCAUCUUCUACGUGGUCUACUUCGUGGUGUUCCCCUUCUUCUUCGUCAACAUCUUCGUGGCUUUGAUCAUCAUCACCUUCCAGGAGCAAGGAGACAAGGCCAUGUCGGAGUGCAGCCUGGAGAAGAACGAGAGGGCUUGCAUCGACUUUGCCAUCAACGCCAAGCCGCUGACCAGAUACAUGCCGGAAAACAAGCAGUCCUACCAGUACAAGAUGUGGAAGUUCGUGGUGUCGCCGCCGUUCGAGUACGCCAUCAUGACUUUAAUUGCCCUCAACACGGUCGUGCUGAUGAUGAAGUUCUACGGAGCUCCGGACCUGUACGAGUCCAUGCUGAAAUACCUGAACAUCGUCUUCACGGCCCUCUUCACGCUGGAAUGCAUCCUGAAGAUCAUUGCCUUCGGUCCACUGAAUUACCUGAAAGCCGCCUGGAACGUGUUCGACUUCGUGACCGUGCUCGGAAGCAUCACAGACAUCCUGGUCACAGAGAUUCAGGACAAGAUGAUCAACCUGAGCUUCCUGAGGCUGUUCCGGGCGGCUCGUCUCAUCAAGCUGCUGCGGCAGGGCUACACCAUCCGCAUCCUGCUGUGGACUUUCGUCCAGUCCUUCAAGGCGCUGCCGUACGUCUGCCUGCUCAUCGCCAUGCUGUUCUUCAUCUACGCCAUCAUUGGAAUGCAGGUCUUUGGGAACAUCCGGCUGAGCGAAGAGACGGCGAUAAACCACCACAACAACUUCCAGACCUUUUUCCAGGCCUUGACUCUUCUCUUCAGGAGUGCGACGGGCGAGGCGUGGCAUGAGAUCAUGUUGGCGUGCCUCAGUAACCGGCCGUGUGACAGCCUCUCGGGAACCACGGGGAAGGAGUGCGGGAGCGACUUCGCCUACUUCUACUUUGUGUCCUUCAUCUUCCUCUGCUCCUUCCUGAUGUUGAACCUGUUCGUCGCCGUCAUCAUGGACAACUUUGAGUACCUGACGAGAGACGCCUCCAUCCUGGGGCCUCACCACCUGGACGAAUACAUCCGCGUGUGGGCGGAGUACGACCCUGCAGCCUGCGGGAGGAUAUGCUAUCAGGAUAUGUACAAAUUGUUGCGUUUUAUCUCCCCUCCCCUGGGCCUGGGGAAGAAGUGCCCCAACAGGGUGGCGUAUAAGCGGUUGGUGAGGAUGAACAUGCCCAUUGCAGAAGACCGGACGGUGCACUUCACCUCCACCCUGAUGGCCCUGAUCCGCACCGCCCUGGAGAUCAAACUGGCAUCUGGCGUCCUGGCGCAGCAUUUGUGCGACGCCGACCUGAAGAGGGAGAUAAACCGGGUCUGGCCCAGCCUAUCACAGAAGACCGUCGACCUGCUGGUGACGCCCCCUAAAUACAACGAGCUGACUGUGGGGAAAGUCUACGCCGCUCUGAUGAUCUUUGACUACUACAAGCAGACUUGUGCCAAGAGACUCCAGCAGCAGCAUUCAGGGGGCCAGCAGAGUAAACUGGGGGCGUUGUUCCGUCCCAUGAUGCAACUCACUCGCACACAGCAAAUAGAGCCACCGUUCUGCAUCCCCAAGAAGCCCCUCCCACCUCCACCUGAGCCAGAGGCUAAGCCAGAAGCACUGCCCACCACCUGCAUCCCCUCGGUGAACAGGGACCCCAUACUAAACCAGAGAAGUGCCAUCAAACAUUCCCAGUCGGGGGAUGUCUCUCAGGCGGCACAACAGAGGCCCAGAGUCCGGAGGAAACUCCAGAGAGGCCAGUCAGAGGACGUGCCCUAUUCCCCCCAGCCUCAGGAAUUUGUGGAACUGAAGCAAGUGGAGGACGAAUCGGACACAGAGGACUAUCCGAGCAUGGAGGGCCACUGCCGAGCGGCUUCUCUGCCCCGACUCAACGCAGAGUACUACCGGAGCCACCCUCGCCACGCCCCCGGGACCCACCUGGCACCAAUCGUUGACCUCAGUCCCAUCAGGCGCUCGGCGUCCUCGCUGAUGCCGCCGCGUUGCUACCGGGAGGUCGGCGGCCUGUCGGAGUACGACCUGGAGCGGCCCGGCCAGGAGGACCGAGCCCAGCACCACCACCACCACCACCGCUGCCAUCGCCGGAGGGACAGAGACAAGAAGCAGAAGUCUCUGGACAAAGCUGCGUCCAUGCAGCCGUCCAGCACCGUCGACUCCUUCACCGACCCCUCGGCCGACGGGCUGUCCAGGGAGCGAGCGAGGGAGCGUGACCGCGGCCGGCCUCACGAGCGGCGGCACCACUCGUCCGCCGGGGAGACGCAGCGCUACUUCUCCUUCAGCCGGGACCAGGACCACAGCCGGUCCGCCGGGCCCAGCCGGUCCACGUCGCCCGGAGACGGGCAGGACGCCGUCUUCAUCAAGCAGCUCGGUAGCGCUGUGGUCAAAGCCGGCCCCGGACCGCUCCCCUCCGGUUCCGUCACUCCGGGCCGCGGGCGCCGCCAGCUCCCUCAGACGCCGCUGACCCCGCGCCCCGCCGUCUCCUACAAGACCGCCGGCUCCUCGCCGGCGCCGCCCCACCAGGUCCGCGUCAGCCGCGGCCGCUCGGAGCACGAGCGGCUCCACCGCGGCGGCGGCGGCGGCCACGACGAGUCCCCGCCGAUCCCCGUCACGCGCAUCGGCUCGGACCCCGACCUGAACCGGCAGGCGCAGGUCGCCUCCCGGCGGGCGCUCCUCGGGGAGGACUUCCAGGACGACGCGAGCGGCCGCGGCGCGGCCAGAACCGGCGCCGCCUCGACCUCUCACGGAGCAGCGGACGCCGCCGCCGCGCAGGGGAGGCCGGGCGUGGUUCCCAACGGGUACCACUUCACCCUCGGGGUCAACUCCGCCUCCGGGCGAGGAACGGGAAGUCUCCGGGAGCGGGAGGAGGAGGACUGGUGCUAACCGAGGAAGAGGAAGAGGAAGACGCCGGUGGAACGAGCUGCAGACGGCAGGUAGGAAUCAUUCCAUCUUUGUCGUGGGACCUUUUUGAUUCGCCGAUUCACCGACGAUCUUUCUAGACGCUUGAGUUUGACUCGCCCUGACGUCAGAGCGCCUGAAGAGGGUUCUCCUCCUUCGGUCAAAUCAGUGACGGAGAAGAAGAAGAUGAAAAAGCCGAAACCUCCUCGCUCUACGAGCGCCGUGUUUUCACGCGUUUCAUUUCGUUCCUUUGAGCUUCGACUCGUCGCGUCUGAAACGAUCGUCUUUUCUCCGUCGGCUUUUACUUCCUCGAAAAAUCCCACCGCGGCAAAAAUGACGAGGAACUGUUUUUUAAGUACGUCUUAAACUUCCAACCGAGGGACGCGUGACGAGAGAAAGAACAAGGAGGCGUCAGAAAGGACCCGGAGGCCGGUUCUCAUGACCACUCGUUGUUUUGGGGUGAAUUGUUCCACGUGUCCGUCUCCUGGAGCGAGAGGACUCGGCUCUGACGCCAUGUGGCUGAACACUAAGUGCCUCGUUUGUUCCCUGAGACGUAUUAUUAAGACGCAGCAGCCGAUGGACUUCCAUCCACACAGCAGGACGUACGUUUAUCUACACGUUUUUGAAUCUGAUGAAAUGGACCGAAUGCAAAAAAAACACAACAAAAGUAAUUUCUUUGUGUUGCUCCUCGUCGCGGUCACAGAUCCAGAGUCGUCGACGUCGUGCACGCCGGGGUCGACACAAUAUCGUGCGUCUACUUUUUUGCUUAACGGGUGUGUGUGUGUUGAGCGUUUUGCCUUUUCUCUCGUUUCAAAUAUACACUGCCAGCCAAAUGUGGUGGAAUUGGUCUCUGGAUGCGGAAAAAGUGCCAUUUUUUCAAUUUAAAUUUUCUACUAAUCGACAAAGAUUCUGCCUCCUCGAGCGGACGGUGGACAUCUCAUCUCUGCCAUAUCGGAUCCGGAUGUCCCGGGUCGCCCUCUGAACUCUUUCCUCUCGAGAGCAGUAUUGUGUGUGUGUGUGUGGGAGGGAGGUGACUUGUUUGUGUGUGUUCACAGGAACAAUAAAGAGUUGUGUUGUUGCCGCUGUGGAUUUAAAAUAGGGCUUAUGCAACAAGACGACGCUCCAUCCGACCGGUGGCUCCGCCCCCUCUGGGACCGGAGCACAUUUUACAUUUACGGAUGAGGAGCUGUGAACAUUGUAAAUGUAUCUUUAUUAUGAUGUACAGGUGACUUACACACACACACACACACACGCGCGCUAUCCGACACACGUGUGAUUCACGGGGCGUCUUCGUCGUGGGCGAGGUUGAACUGCAUGACAUGGAACAACCCAAAACAUAGCAACUGUGUUCUCUAGCCAGACUUCAAGUUACGUUUUGAACAUAUUUGUGUAGGUGUGUUCUUUUUCUUUCAACUAUUUGCUUGGAAAGGUAAAUGAAAGAUAAAUGGGAUUUACAAAGA
Pseudoliparis swirei is the source of this 8443-nucleotide messenger RNA. RefSeq names its product calcium channel, voltage-dependent, N type, alpha 1B subunit, b (gene cacna1bb). The transcript is spliced from 47 exons. NCBI's taxonomy places the organism in Eukaryota, Metazoa, Chordata, Actinopteri, Perciformes, Liparidae. Gene Ontology annotation, biological process: chemical synaptic transmission; calcium ion import across plasma membrane. Bases 6 to 6968 code for a protein of 2320 amino acids. Gene Ontology annotation, molecular function: high voltage-gated calcium channel activity. Gene Ontology annotation, cellular component: neuronal cell body; membrane; voltage-gated calcium channel complex. The record is from RefSeq and is a predicted model, not a curated record.